This is a messenger RNA of Effrenium voratum, 567 nucleotides long. Lineage: Eukaryota; Dinophyceae; Suessiales; Symbiodiniaceae. The record is from the annotation of a GenBank genome assembly.
AUGCUGGUUGCGGACUUUACGACCUUCGUGCUCCGGAAUCACAACAUUUUUGCAACUUUCGUGACGGCGAUCUUUUUUGAAGAUUCUGCCCGAGUCGCAGCUGAUUUGCGCAAAGCUGUAUCUACCCUGAACAGCCACUCGAAGGUGACCAUCGUCGAGGGGAAUUCCUAUGAGCAUUUCAUGAAGGGCUCAGACCGCUUCCCGCAAAACACAAAGAUGCUGAUCCUGUUGGACCCACCGUACGACUCUUCCAGCUCCUACUUUUCCUGGAACCUUUUCGUGCUGCAAAAGCUUUGUAGACACGGCGCAACGCUGGCGCUGUGGUUUCCGUGCUUUGGGGACACGGAGACCGAGACAUUUGUGGAAAGGGUUAAGGAGCUCCAGCUUGGAAAGGUGCUCGUUGUGAAGCUGAUGCUCAAGCGACUGCCGCAGCAGCUGCCUGGUUCUGGCAUGAUAGUAGUUAACCCACCUGCGAUGCUGGAGGCGGACCUGCAGCAGACGUUGCCUGCAUUGGAACGACUGGGUUUGCCGGGAUCUCCAGCUAUUGCUUCCAUAUUCACGUUGUGA